Messenger RNA from Conger conger (European conger), 1573 nucleotides. Its product is annotated as ubiquitin thioesterase OTUB2-like. The transcript has 6 exons. The coding region runs from base 198 to 899 and encodes 233 amino acids. NCBI's taxonomy places the organism in Eukaryota, Metazoa, Chordata, Actinopteri, Anguilliformes, Congridae. Gene Ontology annotation, cellular component: nucleus. The record is from RefSeq and is a predicted model, not a curated record. Gene Ontology annotation, biological process: protein K48-linked deubiquitination; negative regulation of double-strand break repair. Gene Ontology annotation, molecular function: ubiquitin binding; cysteine-type deubiquitinase activity.
UUCUAGACCAGUAGCUAAUGGCCGUUGAAUGGGAAAUUUUGAAUCAGUUCUCGUAAUUCCCUGUAGUUUAGGUAGCUUCUGCAUUUGUAGACCAUUGUAAACCUCGAUUGAAGUCACAGGAUUAUCUAAAUACUUUGAAUAAAUUGCGGAGCUUGAACAUGGUGUAGUAAUUUGCUACUUACACCAGUACAUCGGAAAUGACAAAUGCCGUAGAGCUAGAGCUCGUUUCCAAAAAGCUGGACAUUGUCACUCUAAGGAUAGAGCACCCUGAAGAUGAGAAGACAAAGGAGAUUUGGGAACAUUAUUCGUCCAUUAGAAGAAUCAAGGGAGAUGGCAACUGUUUUUACCGAGGCCUAAUAUUUGGACAUCUGGAGUUAUUACUUCAAAAUGAGAGGGGUAUGCAAAUCUUCAAAGAUGAAUUAAUUCAGACUGGUAAAGAGCUCUUGCUUGCAGGCUUUCCUGAAAGCUCAUUUGAAGAUAUACUUAACACAUUUGUCAGUGUUUUGGAGCGCACUGAAGCAGAUAACCAGGACUCAACCCUGUUAAAGAUCUUCAAUGACCAGUGUAUCUCAGAUAGAAUGGUACAGUACCUUAGGCUGCUCACCUCAGCCUACCUACAGAACCACUCUGAAUUCUUCCAGCACUUCGUUGAGGCACCCAGCCUGAAGUCAUACUGCACCCAGGAAGUGGAAACGAUGGCGAUGGAGUGUGAUCAUGUGGAGAUCAUUGCCCUCUCUGAGGCCCUGGGGCUAAGUAUUCACAUUGUGUCCAUGGAAGCAGGUGAUGGGCAUCUCAUCCACCACACCAUUCCAGAGGGAGCCAUUCCCUCCCUGCAUCUCCUAUACAAGACCGCUCACUAUGACAUACUCUACCCACGAACACAUCCUGGAGAGUCUUAGGAGCAGACUUUCUUCUCAGGUUGGGUUAUAUUUAACCCUUUGAAGGGCAUUACAAUGUUCAGUUAAGAACAUUCUGAUCACAUAUUAAUAUAAAACCAUGCCUUGUUGACUUAACAAUACCACUGGCUUUGUAAUCCAUAAGUUUGUUCAAACACCACAAAGGUCCAUAGGAAGAAAUGUGUCCAGGGUUUUAUAGAAUUUUGCUGUCUUUUUAAAAUACAUAUUUUCAAUGUGCCCUACUGCUGUGCCAUAUGUAAAAUACACAUUGUAUAUUCAGAUAGUUUUCCAUGCCAUAUUUGAUAAACCUUUCAAAUAUAUUUUUUAAAAGUGAAAGAUGUAAUUAUAUACACAUGUAUAUUAAACCUCAAUUAAUUCAUUUCCAUUUGCACUGUUAUUACCCCUCAGGUGAAAAUAAACAGUUUGGAGGGUGAAAUCAUUGUGCAGGUUGCUGUGGCUUCUUUUGUGGCUUCUUCUUUGCCUUUUGUUUCUGACUGAUGACACUGUCGAUGGCGGUCCUGACAGUGGCCAGAGGCAGCUCGGGCAGGGAGAGCUUUCCCAUUUGCGUGGGGUACUUUGUCUUCAUCGAGUUCUUAAAGACGGGCUGAGACAGCAGGUGCUUCAGGUGCCUCUUCAUGCCCUUCACCAUCUUCUGCUGCUGCAUGUCGUCCUCUUCC